GAACGAGGGAGGUUAAAGAAAAGUCCUAUCCCCUGCUUCUCCGACUUACUGCGCAGUUUAAACGAAAGUACUAGAAACUUCCAUUCACACAGGCGAAGAACUAUCCACAAGACGCACCGGCUUCAUUUAAACGAAGUUACUUACAGACAUCUUUACUCUUUCAGUGGAAAAUAAGAUUCUGCAGCCAUGUCUGUGAACAUUCAUCUAAACAGCCCUAAUGUGAGGUACACAGAGACACACAUUGUGGCUCAGUAUGCCUACCAGACAACAUCAGUGCACAGAGAGGGCAACAAAGUCACGUUGACACCCCGCACCACCGAGAUGACGUUUCGCACCGAGAGGCGUGUGCCCCGCCUGGGUGUGAUGCUGGUGGGCUGGGGAGGCAACAAUGGGACUACAGUCACAGCAGCUGUACUGGCCAACAAGAUGGGUCUCACCUGGAGAACCAAGACUGGAGUGCAGAAAGCAAACUACUUCGGCUCCCUCUUGCAGACGUCUACUGUUUGUCUGGGAUCAGGGCCUGAGGGCGAGGUCAACGUACCCUUCCGUGACCUCCUACCCAUGGUGCACCCUAAUGAUAUUGUCUUUGACGGCUGGGAUAUCUCCUCAAUGGAUCUCGGCAGUGCGAUGGAGAGAGCUCAGGUGCUUGAAUGGUCAUUACAAGAGCAGCUGCGAGCAUACAUGAGCCGCAUGAAACCCAGACCAUCCAUCUAUAUCCCUGAAUUCAUUGCUGCAAACCAAGAGAGUCGGGCAGACAAUGUCCUCACUGGGACGAUGGCAGAGCAGGUGGAGCAGAUCAGAGCGGACAUAAGAGACUUCCGUCAGUCGAGUGGUGUGGACAAAGUCAUCGUUCUGUGGACUGCUAAUACUGAGCGCUUCUGUGAAAUCAUACCGGGGGUCAAUGACAGUGCAAAGAACCUGCUAGCUGCAAUCCAGGCUGGAAAUGAGGUUUCUCCCUCCACUCUGUUUGCAGUGGCCAGUAUACUGGAGGAUUGUGCCUACAUCAACGGCUCCCCACAGAAUACUUUUGUACCAGGAGCCAUAGAGCUGGCCGUGCAGAAAGGGGUGUUUAUUGGAGGAGAUGACUUAAAGUCUGGUCAGACCAAGAUCAAGUCAGUGCUGGUGGACUUCCUGGUCAGCUCAGGUAUCAAGCCUGCCUCCAUUGUCAGCUACAAUCACCUCGGCAACAACGAUGGGAAGAACCUGUCGGCUCCAGAGCAGUUCCGCUCCAAAGAGAUCUCCAAGAGCAACGUGGUAGAUGACAUGGUCCAGUCAAACCCCAUAUUGUACCAGCCUGGAGAAAAACCUGACCACUGUGUGGUGAUUAAGUAUGUCCCUUAUGUGGGAGACAGCAAGCGUGCCAUGGAUGAAUACACUUCUGAAAUAAUGAUGGGAGGGACCAAUACUAUCGCACUGCACAACACCUGUGAGGACUCGCUACUCGCCAGCCCAAUCAUCCUGGACCUGGUGAUCCUGACGGAGCUUUGCCAGCGUGUGGCUGUCCGGCCCCAGGGGGAGGAGGACUUCCUGUCCUUCCACAGUGUCUUAGCACUGCUCUCCUUCCUCUGCAAGGCCCCCCUGGUCCCAUCAGGGACCCCGGUCAUCAACGCCUUCUUCCGCCAGAGGGCCUGCAUUGAAAACAUCAUGAGAGCGUGCCUCAGCCUUCCUCCUCAGAACCACAUGCUGCUAGAGCACAAGCUGCAGAGAAACUUCCUGCCACCACACAAGCCCUACAUCAGUGGCAACGUGGCUGCUUUGAAAAAAGAUGCCUUUACCAAUGGAAACUAUAUACCGCUAUCAAAUGGCAUCUGUAUGCAUGAUGAUGAUGCAGCACAUGCAAUGUGACUACAAAUACAACACUACAGCCCAAGAUAGAACUGCACCGUAAUACAAUUUGUAAACUUAAUACCUUGUAUAAAAAGACCAAAAGGCCCUAAUUGAUCAAGCUAUUGUUGCAAAAAAAAAAAAACUUAAGUAACACUUGACAACUUUGCUGAUUCAACUUGACAUUAAUGUAAGAUGCAUUUAAAAUAAUAGAUAAACAAGUCUUGGCCUAAUAAAGAAAGGCAUGGUGCUGCAACAUUUGCAUAUCAUAAACACAGUUCUGUCUGCUAUAGCUACUGAGUGUCAACAGCAGUGUUGGAAAUUAACAUUUUUGUUCCAAAAUCUACCAGCAACUAAAUUUUUUUACCGACCACUUUCUUAACCGGUGUUCUAUCAAUAAUGUGCUACCUAUCGAGAUGUGCUGCUUUGCUGUUCUGCACAUGUGAAUGACCCACAGUCUCCCUGAUAUCUUAAAUAGAGAUAUUAUAGUAUUUCAACAUGCUCCCCAUAUUCUUACAGUACACAUGGAGUCAGUAGUGGUAUGACAUAAAAAUUAUUCUGUAGUGGUAGCAUUAUUUGAUAGGGGUUAUUAGUCUAUCGAAAUACGCUACCCCUGAAAUCUUAAAUAAAGAGUAUCAAAAUAUGCUCCCCAUAUUCUUACAGUACACGUACCAAUGUUUGUAAUCAAAAAACAUAAAGACGUCAAAAUACUGUGCAAGUUAGGCCUCUGUGGGAUAUACACAUCUUGAAAUGGAAACACAUAAGGAAGCAUUUUUCGACAUGGCAGCAUAAAUCGUCAGAACACCGGCAGUGUGUAACAGCAUGUGACAACUAAUAAAACACGAUCUACAAUAUUCAAGCAAUAGGCCAUUUCAUUACAUGCGGUCAUUUUUUAAACUCUUAAUGAAAAACCUAAUAUUCUUUCUUACACACACACCGGAGCGCACCUAUGACGCGCGCACAUGCGCGCACGGUCAAGUUGUGGCUAAUCUGCAUUAACACGCUAGGCUUUCAUUUCCUGCAGGCAUGGUGGAUGCAGCACAGGCUGGCUUUGUAAUGUUUCUUAGCAAAUACAUCAUAAAUGAAUAAACAGUCAGAGUGAAUCAUGAAUGGAAGGAAUGCUGCCUUUUCCUCUCCAUUGGUAAACAUUAGCUAGCUACAGACUGCCGCUCAAAGGCUACCGGCAACUUUUAGGGUGGGAUUUUUUGUGCAUGUUACUCAAUGCAUGAGUUGAGGUCGUGAAUCAAUCAACACAUCUCAAAUGUGAAACCCUGCGAUAAAACACCACAUUGUUUUUCUGUGUCUCCUCGUUAAUGUGUCCGAGUGAAACAAGCAGACUCGUGAUUUAAUCUGCGUUGUGGAAUGUCUCAAAUCUCUUAGCUGUUUACCCGCCACCGUGGCUGGAAGGUAGAGCAAAUGCACCCCUGGUCAACAGAAGCCUAUAUGAAGCCCCAAUACUACAGUCAUCGGAGUCUGCACACUGCAUAACGUUCACGGGAGGCUAUUUUGUUACAAUAUAUAUAUUUACAGGUUUUUUAUGCAGAAUUAACCGUGAAUAUUUAAAAAAAGCAGAUGCAGUGUUUUAGUUUUUUCAUGGUGCUUGCAUCUUUAUUCAAGUAGUUUUCCAUGUGUAAUGCAAAUACAGUUGUAUAGUUAUUAGAAAUGGGUCCAUAUGUUCAUAUUUUACAAGCAAAUGUGAUAUUGAUUGGCUGUGAAAAUGAAAGGAAGCUAAAUAUGUAAAAUACAGAAAAUAUGGAUGUAGUUUUGACUAUAUUGUUUAAAGAGUAACAUCGGCUAUUAAUGUAAAAUGGACGUUUAAAUGUUGAUUGAA
Molecule: messenger RNA, 3655 nt
Organism: Siniperca chuatsi (mandarin fish)
Lineage: Eukaryota; Metazoa; Chordata; Actinopteri; Centrarchiformes; Sinipercidae
Product: inositol-3-phosphate synthase 1-A-like
Exons: 11
Coding region: 187-1845 (552 amino acids)
Biological process (GO): inositol biosynthetic process; phospholipid biosynthetic process
Cellular component (GO): cytoplasm
Molecular function (GO): inositol-3-phosphate synthase activity
Source: RefSeq, a predicted model, not a curated record